AUGCAUUUCGAAGAUAUUCAUAGUCAAAGUAAGAUGAAAAACAAUCUUCAAUAUUCCUGUAGAGUGAAGAAAACAUUAUCUAAAAUGUUAUCAAAGGAUGAAUUGAAUUGGAUGUCAGGAUUUCAUUAA
Messenger RNA from Diversispora eburnea, 129 nucleotides. The record is from the annotation of a GenBank genome assembly. Lineage: Eukaryota; Fungi; Glomeromycota; Glomeromycetes; Diversisporales; Diversisporaceae.